CAACGCCUCGUCAGCUCUGAAUACUUUACAAAUUUUAAGCCAAAUAUGAAGGCGCAGCAUCUCAUGUGACGUCAUUGUUUGUGUAAGAUAAGAAUUUUCUGUGCCGAAUGCGCCGAGCCGAACCCACCCAGUUCGGAAAUCCGACAACGCCUCACGACGACGAGGGCGUGGGCAUUGACAUCGCCGACGACCUCAAGUAUUAUUGUGUGGAUUUUGCCCAUACUACCUUCUGAUUCCAACGUACUCGACCUAGCACUCUCCAUGACAUGCCCCGUCCUCAACCACCGGUGCCAUCCACGCUCAGGAAUCGCAACCGGAUUACGAACAAGAGCCGCCUCCGAGUCCACAUUGGAAAUGUCGAGGCCGAUCCGAUUAUCCCUGAUGAGGACGAUGAGAAGAACCGUAUGCUUCAGAGCGUUGCAGGUGUCGACCAGGAGGAUGCGAAUGAACACCACUUACAGCAAGUCCUCAGUGAGGCGGCACUGCGCCACCAGUCUUCUGUGCGGGCCACUCGGGGUGCGUCUGAUAAGAUUACUUCCGUCGCAUAUAUUCCGACCCCCGACUCCACUGGAAUCGUCGAUAAUUACGAGACACUAUAUCCUUCUAAUAAAUGGAGGGAUCCCGCCUCGUAUGUGUUUUCUUCGGAAACUGUCGAAGAGAAGUGUCAAAUGGGACUUGCUCAUGGAUGCACCUAUUAUAUGGAUGAGCGGGACAAAGAAUGGCUGGACAAGAACAAUGAGGAAGCCAGAGGCGAAGGAACUAGCACCCAAGCAUCACUUUCAGCGGGUACUAGGACGUCGGCACGAAGCGCCAAGAGUAAGGGCAAAGAACCUGACACUACGACUCCAGUCCAUGUCGGAGAGGACCAUUUUGAGUUGGUGAUGGGAUUGUUCGAGUUGAUUACGCAUGAGGAAACGGAGUACCUGCAUCAUAGUCUCAAAGAGGGGAUGACCUUUCCGGAGUUCUCGAACUAUCACGAUACCUUCGCGAACCCCCUUCCGGCUUCCUUGUUCGCCAAAUUUGCCGUUCCUCGGGGCAUUCCUCCUCCCCCCCAGUUGCUUCGUAUGGCCCGCUUGAUAUAUCCGUAUUGGAGGGAGCGCAGAAUUGAACGAGGUGGUCAGCGAAUUAUACCACAGCUCAAUGGUGAUGAGACGGAUACUCUGAACGAAUCCUACAUCUGCUUCCGUCGGCGAGAAGUAAAGGCCGUCCGCAAAACUCGUGCUUCGCAAGCGAAUUCCUCUGACAAGUUGACUGCUUUGAACAAACAGCUUUCUGAACCCUUGGAAAUCGCGAAGAAUAUCGUCAAACGGGAGUAUACCAAAUGCGAGUUAGGGCGGCUUGGAUUGAACGUUUGGCAACGCCGCAUUGCAAUCGUCGAUCUUAAACGUAGAAAUCCAUCCCUUGAUGGCGACGUGUCGAAUGAGGAACUCCUAGUCGAUAAAGAACCUCCUGCAAAGCGACUAGACCUCCGUACACGCUUACCAGUCAAGCCGGAGGUUGUUAUACCCUCACCCCCCAUUCGUACGGAGCCGUCUAUUCGUCCCAAAGACAGAUUUGCCGCAAUACACGCGAAAGUCGAGAACGCCUUGCAGAAGCGAAAGGAAAAAGAUUAUCAAUGGGAGGACAGUAUCGAUAAUUCCUACGUUCCGCCAUUUGUAUCCUUUCCUUCUCGAGUCUUCAAACAUGUGGGACCUUCCGAUGCUCCCAAGUGGCCGGCAGCGUCAUCGUCAACUCUUCCCGAGUCAAACGCUAAUUCGACACAACUGCGGCAGCCGAGACCUGUUCGUCUACGUUAUGGACGGGGCGGUCGUAUGCAUCUAGAUCGAGGAAAUACCCUCAUUGGAUUGGUACCUCGGCGGGGAAGCCCUACCAACCUGGAUGCUAUGGAUAUCGAUGUAGACAACAAUGAGCAGAUGAAGCGAUUGCAGGAACGUUGGCGAUUCGACUCCGAUGACGCACCAUCGAUUGGUAUUUCAAGUCCUGAUGAGCAAGAUCGGCAUCUCGUCGACGACUACAAUCUCAAAUAUAUCCGGCAUUCUAUUCACCUCUUGGCUGAUGUAGAUCAGAAUCUUUUGACGGAUCCCUCCAUAACCAAGUACAACUCUGACGGUCGCAAAGAGGUUGUCAUCCCCUUCAAGCUAGGUCACGCCAACCCUAUCGUUAGACGUGACAUGGGUCCCAGACCCGGACCACAGCCAAUGAUCUCCCAUGCUGCUCAGCAAGCACAAGCCGUUGCCGCCGCACAGCACGGCACGGCAAUGCCCAUGCCUAACGGUACUCCCAUAUCCGCGCAGCAACAGGUGAAGAUGUCGAGUGCUGGUCUAAGUCACCUGCGUAUCUCUUCUAGCAGUAUGCGCACAGGAUCGGUGAUUCCUAACGGGAUGCACAGUGCCUCACCCCCGUUAUCUUCUCCAUCUUCCGCCCUACAACUUUCUCCUCCUCUCAGUGCCACAAAUGGUGUUGCUCGUGCUGCUAUCAAUAUGCCGCAUCUUGACGCUGUGAAGAUCGAAUCUGGAUAUUCCAUACCAAACGGUGCAGCAGCUAUUCCGCAAUCCUCCCCGUCUCCGCAUUCGCAGGAAGUCAUGUCUCAUGUGCAAGAGGUUAAUGUUAAUGGCCAAGGAAAUUUUACCAAGUCCCAGGAGCCCUUUCAUAUCUUACAUCCCGGGUACCAUAUCAAUGGCUUCCAAGGAACUCCUCUUUCAAAUCAUUCGCAGUACAUGAAUGUCCAGACUGGACUGAGCGCGCAACAGAUGCAAAAUCUUAAAUCAGUAUUUGCAGCUCCUGGUAACCAAGAUAUGACGGCUGUCCAGAUCAAUGGUGUGCGUCCUAUUCCUGGUCCAUACAUGCACGUUGUACAGCCGAACGUGAACUACAAUUCCGCCAAUAUCAGUAACAUGAAGCUUCCGGCCGUGCGCCAACCGAUGCAGUGGUCGCACGGAGUCAAUGGUUCUCCGAUGUUACGGCCGACGUCCAUAGCUAAUGGACUGGACGUCACAAUGAUCAAUGGGUCGCUCUCGCCAAAUUUAGCACAGGCUACGCCAGUUCGUACGCCGUCUGCGAAUGGGACGAGGAUGGGUUUGCCCCGGAAUAUGUUGUCACCUCAUGCUCGGCAUGGCAGCCCUUCGCCCGUACCUUCGAUUUCACUUACCCAAUCUCCACCUCGUCUACCCUCGACGCCAACGAUGGCAGCCGCACAACCUGUGGGGGCAACACAAGGUAGUUAUUAAUUUUUUUUUCGCACUUUCUCGGGUUUCUGUACAGUUAGUAUAUCCCUUUCUUUCGUACUCUUUUGGUCGGCGUGUCUGUUUGUUUUUUAUAAUGACAUAAAUUACUUUCCCUCUUCGUGUCGUGUAUUUUAUUAGACUUAUCAUUGAUCCUUUCGAUGGGUGGAGGUCAACAAUCCUGUUUUGUAGGCAGUUU
Messenger RNA from Desarmillaria tabescens, 3420 nucleotides. RefSeq names its product enhancer of polycomb-like-domain-containing protein. Gene Ontology annotation, biological process: regulation of transcription by RNA polymerase II. Gene Ontology annotation, cellular component: NuA4 histone acetyltransferase complex; piccolo histone acetyltransferase complex. Bases 267 to 3227 code for a protein of 986 amino acids. The record is from RefSeq and is a predicted model, not a curated record. The transcript is spliced from 7 exons. Lineage: Eukaryota; Fungi; Basidiomycota; Agaricomycetes; Agaricales; Physalacriaceae.